Molecule: messenger RNA, 3130 nt
Organism: Paramecium octaurelia
Lineage: Eukaryota; Ciliophora; Oligohymenophorea; Peniculida; Parameciidae
Source: the annotation of a GenBank genome assembly
AUGACUUAUUAACCAACUGUUUAUGAAUAAUAGCUGAUAAGAGAUCAAGGCGAAGAUUUCAGAAUCAGGGUCAAAUCCGCCAUCAAGAAAUUCGACUCUAUAGCUAACUUUCUUAAAUUGUCUAUGAGAAACAUAAUCAAAGAAAUGGUUAAAGAAUUAUUGGCAGUUGAUGAUGAAACUCUAGUGAACAAUUUCUAUUUUGUAACAUACUAGCAUUUAUUCGAUAGAAAUAUUUCACAAGAUAUGAGGAUUAGCAUUUUAGAUUUAUGAUGCAAAGUUUAAAUUUCAUUUUUGAUUAAGAGACCCAUUUCGCCUUUAAUGAUGAUCUCAAUUAUAAAUACAUUGCUAUCAUAUACACAGAACAAAUUAGAAAUUACCUUAAGGAUCAGAACGAUAACGGUUUAAAAAGGUUAUGGAACAAAUUAAAUUUGCUCAAAUAACAAAAAGAAACCGAUGAAGUCGAAGAAGGAUUUUGGGAUGGAUUGGACACUGAAAAUUGCAGUUAACAAUCAAAGAAUAAAAAGUUUGGCAAAAGUGUAAAUCAAUUAUUCAAUAUCUAGAACUUAAAUGAAAAUGAAAAUGAAUUUUGCCAUACCAGAAAGGAAAUGCAAUUGAAGGACUUAUUAAUUUAAUCCUUGUAGACUAAAUUAUUCUAAAGAGAAUAGAAUCUAGUUUAAACAACACAAGGCUAUCUCAAGGAGUUAUAAUCUUUAAGAGAAUAAUUAUUUCGAAAGGAUUAUACUCUCAUAAGUCCCGACGAACCUUUUGAAGUCUCCUUUAUGGAUUUUACUGAAGUUCUGGAUGCAAACAUCAAAAAACUAUUCACAACUCACAUCAUAGAUCUUAAAUUCCAAUUUAACAACAGGAUUAUUGAUUACAUCAAAUUAAUGUAUUUUUGUUUCUCAUAAUAAGAUAGGCUCAAAGAGAAGAAAUAAAAAACUAUAAAUAGUAAAUCUAAAAACUCAAUCACCAAAUAAAUAAUAUUGAUGGUCCAUCUGAACUGUUAAAAAAGCUAUUCUUGAUUGAUAAUAAUCCAUAUAGAAUUUGGAAGUAUAUUGCAGAUUUAAAAGGCAAUCAAUUUUUCAAAGAAGUGUUUGAAUAAUAAAAGGCUGUGUAUGGUAUCAAUUAUCAAGAACUAAACAAACUAUUAAUGACAAACAAGGCAUUUGAAAGAGAGUAUUAAUUGUACAAGGAAUAAAUUUUAUCGGAAUAAUUGGUGUUUUUUGAAAGAGUUCAAUAAGAAAUUGAAGACAUCAAGAAAAAAUAUAUUAGGUUAGAAUAAGAGAAGCAAACAAUCGAAAAUCAAAGAGCAUAAGAAAAAUAGCAAUAUCUUACAUUAGCUGCCUAGUAUUAUGAUGAAAAGAUUAAACUAGAAAUAGAUAUUCUUAAUGAAUCCAAGAAACAAGAAAUAGAAGCCAUCAAAUUGUAAACUACUCAGAUUGAUAAAAUUAAAAUAAAAUUUGCAUUCAAGUUAUGGCUUGUAAUGAGUAAAGUCCAUAAAAAUGAGGAUUUAAUGAAGAUUUUAAAGGAAAAUGAAUAUUUUGAUGAAAAACUAAUAAGCUUAAAACUAUAAAAUUAAGAGCUAUCUCAAUUAUUAGAAAACGAAAAGAAAGCAAAUACUAAUCUAAUUGCCAAGUCCUCUCUCAUGGAAUUGGAUUUAGAAAAACAAAAGAAGGACUUAAGUCAUUAUAAAUGUAAUUUUAUCAGAAAAUUAAUAUAAUAGUUGUUUUUAAUGAUUGGCAGUAGCAAAAUUAAAUGUUGUAGGAAAAAUUACAACAGAAAGAAAAGGAGUAUUAACUGCUUAACUCGUUCUCUUAGAAAAUUCUCAGAUUAAUUGAUUCUAGAUUAGCUAAUGUAAAAUUCAUCAGAUAAUUAGUUAAAACCCUAAGACAUAAAUUUAGAUGAUAAAUCAAAGGAAGUAGUUAGAAGCAUUAUGAGCUCAAUAAAAUAGUUAAAUAUUAAAUCUUUGAGAUCCAUUGAAGAGAUAAAGUAAUAAGGCUAGUUGAACUUAGAAGUUUAUGUAUUAUGAAUUGUUAAUUUUAAGCAAACCUUAACAUAGGAACUGAAAAAGCACUAAGGUACAUAAACUGAAGGAAUGGUUCCUUAAUAAACAAAAGUAACAGAAUCGUCAGAUGAAUCAAAUAAAAAGUCUAAUCUAAUAUAGAAAUCAUAAAAUACUUAAGGGGAGGAACUGAAUCAAUAGCAAUAAUCAGAUGGAACUAUUUAGAAAAAUGAGUAGAAAAUUAAACCUAAAUUGAUUGUCAGUUAACUUCCUGAUAGUCAAGAAGAAAUAUAACGGUAAAAAGAGUUUGAAGAGUAAUCAACGAGAUUAUCUCCUUUAAAAGUACUGUAGAAUUUUGAUUAUAAAAAUGCUAUCCCUUAAAAAAAGUAAUCUCCAGAUAAAACAGGAACAAAAUUUUAAGAAUAUUAAGAAUAUUAAUCUGAUUAAGUAAUUUAACUAUUAGAAGUUAGUGAAUAGGUCGAGCAAGAAUAAAAUUAAAUUCAAAAAAAAAACAACUAAUUAAGAGUUGAAUAAUCAAAAUCAUAAAAUUAAAAUAGAUAAAACUGUUUUACAAGCUAGUAAUAGAAAAGGUAAGAUGAUUCAAAUCAACAAAAUGCAAUGUCAUCAACAAGAAAUAGCAGAUCAUUUAGGGUUAGAGCUAGUUCAUAAAAUAAUAAUUCUUUAAUCCCAGUUGUUCAUGAGAAGUUAUAUGCUGAUAGUUAAGAAAAAUAGGAAAGGAUAAAAAAUUUGAAGGAAAACCUAGAGCUACUAGAAAAAAACCAUUGGGAUAAGAUUUUAGAUUUAUUUAGUUAAUAGCCAUCUGGCAAUUACAUUUUGAGUAAAUGUAUUCCAUCCAAAGUCAAUGAGGCAUAAUUUUAGUUCCUUGAAACAUCUACGUAUUUCUCUUAAUAACAUAAAAAAUACUACAAAUAAACAAAAAGUAAAACUCCAAAUAAGGAAAAAUAUAAAUCAUGGAUUAUGAGAUAAACAGGAUGUAUAGAUAAAAUGUUUGACACUUUAAAUAGUAUAUCAAAGCCAAAUUCUAAUUCAGUAAAUCAAACUGAUUCUAUAAUCAAUUAGUCAACUUUAUUACCAAAUCACAUUUUUGCUUUUAAAAAGAAACCUUGA